CAUAAUGGCGACUGUCUGCUGCAAGAGCAGCGAGGAGAAAGGCCCACAUCAUCGACCAGAGGAGCUCUGAAGAACCCUUUUGUGGGUAACGUCUCUAAAUAUGUUCCCCUUCCACCGUCAGAGCAGAGAGCGGGCGUGAAGAAGGGGCGACUGCAGUUCGACGCAUGCUUCGAGAGCGGCAACCUUGGAAGAGCGGACUACGUUAGCGACUACGAGUACGACCUCUUUAUAAGACCGGACACAUGCAAUCCCAAGUUUAGAGUGUGGUUCAAUUUCGCGGUGAGCAACGUCCGCUCGGAGCAGCGAGUCAUCUUCAACAUCGUCAAUUUCAACAAGACCAAGAGCCUGUACAGAGACGGCAUGAGUCCGCUAGUCAUGUCCACUUCUAGACCAAAAUGGCAGAGGAUACCGUCCAAGAGUGUCUUCUACUAUCGCUGUCCUGACCACGGCAACAAUUACGUUCUCUCCUUCGCCUUUGCUUUUGACAGAGAAGAAGACAUUUAUUACUUCUCCUACUGCUAUCCAUACACCUACUCAAGGCUCCAGCAGUAUCUGGAGAGGGUGGAUGCUCUCAACCUUCCCUACUGGAAGAGAGAGCUCCUCAGUCAGAGUGUGCAACAGCGAAGACUGGAUGUUGUCACCAUCAGCUCCCCACACAACUUGCAGACCGACUCUCACCAGAGAAUGGUGUUCAUCACGGCCAGAGUUCACCCAGGGGAAACCCCUGCCUCUUACGUCUGUCAGGGUACAGUAUACAGUUCUGUGCACACAGAUGAAGACAUUUUGUCAGGCAUUGAGGAGAGUGGCAUGAGGAAUUAUGUAUUACCACAGAAGUACUCUGACGUUCUUUUCUCGUGAUCUACAGGUUUGAUAGACUUUUUGCUGAGCAGUGAACCAGAGGCAAAAGUGCUGCGAGACAACAUUGUCUUCAAGAUAGGUCUGAUCGGCACAUAUAUACCCCGAUUGAUAUAUAGCUAUACUCUCGUUCUUUCAUACACCCAGUUCCCAUGCUGAAUCCUGAUGGAGUGUUUCUGGGAAACUACAGGUGUUCUCUGAUGGGAUUUGAUCUGAACAGACACUGGACUGAGCCUUCUCCCUGGGCCCACCCUACUCUUCAUGCAGCCAAGGAACUGGUGAUGCAGUAUGACAGAGACCCAAAUAUCAGCAUUGACUUCUACAUCGACAUACACGCCCAUUCCACCCUGACCAAUGGGUUCAUGAUCGGUAAUCUGUACGAAGAGGAGGAGAGACUAGAGCGACAAGCCAUUUUCCCCAGACUCCUCUCACACACACGCCCAAGACUUCUCCAUGAGGAAAACCUCUUUCAAUAGAGAUGUGGUGAAAUCUGGCACUGGCAGAAGGUUCCUCGGGGGCUGUUUAAACCCGGUAACCGCCUGUUACACCCUCGAGGUCUCCUUCUUCAGCUACUCCACUGCUGAAUCUCACACUCAGGCUCCGUACACUGAGUCCUCAUACCUGGAACUGGGGAGGAGCUGUGGCUAGAACAUUCCUCACCUACUACAAUCUGAGACACCUCCUGGCCACCAGGAAUAAGACCACUGCAGACUCCCACACUUCCAACACACUGACUCCUAGCUAGCUGUGAAUCCAAGACACACACCCCUACCAACAAUCAUUAACCUUUCUCCCUGCACCUGUAUGGUGAUCAGAUUUGCGCUUCGCACAAUGUUCGCUUCAUUAGCACUCUGUCUUUCUGAAAAUCGUCACCUCCAAGCACCUAUAAUUAUAUCUCAACUGCAUUGCACACACGUGGUGAAAUUUGGAGCACUAAACGUAACGUGUAUAUAGCCAUCCAGAUUGAGCAGAAUUAAAUACAGGCACAAUUGAUGAAAAGGCAAGAGAGAGGCGUGAGUGUUGAAAAGUUAUGGUUGCUGUUCUUUUUUCUUUGCCAAAAGUGACUGAAGUGCUCUCUGUCUCAGCUGCAGUUCAAUCGCCUUACUCUUGUCGACCUUUGCACCCUGCGAAACCUCCACAUCCUCCCGUCCCUCUUCCCCA
Geodia barretti is the source of this 2016-nucleotide messenger RNA. The record is from the annotation of a GenBank genome assembly. Lineage: Eukaryota; Metazoa; Porifera; Demospongiae; Tetractinellida; Geodiidae.